CUGUGACUUGGAAGGAUGUUUUAUCACAAUAGGAGCAUUUUUCACCCAACUACAUUUUUCCUCAUUGGAAUCCCAGGUCUGGAAGAGGUCCACGGCUGGAUCUCCCUGCCUUUCUGCUCUGUUUACCUUGUGGCUUUACUGGGAAAUGUCACGAUUCUGCUGGUCAUCAAGACAGAGAAGACCCUCCAGGAGCCCAUGUUCUACUUCCUGGCCAUCCUUUCAACAAUUGAUUUGGCCCUUUCAACAACCUCAGUACCCCGUAUGCUGGGUAUCUUCUGGUUUGAUGCUCAUGAGAUUAAUUUUGGAGCUUGUGUGGCCCAGAUGUUCCUGAUCCAUGCUUUUACUGGCAUGGAAGCUGAAGUCUUACUGGCGAUGGCCUUUGACUGUUAUGUGGCUAUCUGUGCUCCACUCCACUACACGACCAUUUUGACAUCCCGGGUGCUCAUGGGCAUCAGCAUGUGCAUUGUAAUUCGUCCAGUUCUGCUUACACUUCCCAUGAUCUAUCUUGUCUAUCGCCUACCAUUUUGCCAGGCUUAUAUAAUACCUCAUUCCUACUGUGAACACAUGGGAAUUGCAAAACUGUCCUGUGGAAAUAUCCGAAUUAAUAGUAUCUAUGGACUUUUUGUUGUUUUGUUCUUUGUCCUAAACCUAGUCCUUAUUGGCAUCUCCUAUGUUUAUAUUCUCUGGGUUGUCUUCUGUCUCCCAUCCCAAGAUGCACGACUAAAAGCCCUAAGCACAUGUGGGUCCCAUAUUGGGGUCAUCUGUGUUUUCUAUAUCCCCUCAGUCUUCUCUUUCCUUACCCACCGAUUUGGACACAAAAUACCUCACUAUAUUCAUAUUCUUGUUGCCAACCUCUAUUUGAUUAUCCUACCCUCACUCAACCCCAUCAUUUAUGGUAUAAAGACCAAACAGAUAUGGGAGCCUGUGCUCCGUGCCUUUAUUAAAAAAUAAGACACUUACCACAUUGUUUUAUUAAGGAUUUUGAUCUCUCAAGGAAGAUAUGCAUAUUCUUGCUUUAACAAAUAUCUCCUGGUCCUGAUCUAUUGCUGCCAGAUUGCAACACAAGUUGAUUUAUCCCUAACUGCUGACUAAUGGGUUCUAGGACUUGUGGAAACUUUAUUGGAGCUUCAGUUCAAAGGUUAACAGGCUAACUUGAAAGGAAGCUGUUGUGGUCUCUAUUUGUAUGUCAUACUUUGUUCUUGAUAGCAUGAAACUACUACUUUUCUAGGCAAAGAAUGUAUAUAUGGUGUGUUU
Messenger RNA from Bubalus bubalis (water buffalo), 1254 nucleotides. Its product is annotated as olfactory receptor 52J3. NCBI's taxonomy places the organism in Eukaryota, Metazoa, Chordata, Mammalia, Artiodactyla, Bovidae. The record is from RefSeq and is a predicted model, not a curated record. Gene Ontology annotation, molecular function: G protein-coupled receptor activity; olfactory receptor activity. The transcript has a single exon. The coding region runs from base 16 to 951 and encodes 311 amino acids. Gene Ontology annotation, biological process: G protein-coupled receptor signaling pathway. Gene Ontology annotation, cellular component: membrane.